Molecule: messenger RNA, 4781 nt
Organism: Amoebophrya sp. A120
Lineage: Eukaryota; Dinophyceae; Syndiniales; Amoebophryaceae
Source: the annotation of a GenBank genome assembly
CUGUAAGAUUGUCGUCGGGGAUGCCGGCGACCCUGGCCAGUUUGGUGUCGGUAUCUAUAGUGUUUACGUACUGAAAAUGCGUCCAAGACUGAUAUGGUCGGUUCGUCUGCUGCUCGUGGCCCUCGUAAUCCUGAUGCAUACCAGUCUGUUCUUCUGCAAUGGGAGGUGCAAAAGGGUCUCUCGGCCUUAUUACUUUCGUUCCCUCGUGAAAGAAAGAAGUCGGCGAGUUGCUACACAAACGAUUAUCCACCAGAACUCGGACGAACAAGAUUGUCCGUAUACAUGGUACGAAGUGGAAGCUUUGCAAAAUAGAAGUGGUCGACUAUGAAGCCGUAAUACGUUGUAGUAGACUUUACUUAUACCCGAGAGAGGCGUCCUUUCGAAUUACGAAAAGAAAAGUGCGAAGAGAAAGAAAUCAUCACCAUGUCCUCGCCCGGAAGCUUUGAUAAAUUUCGCGUCGACGAUAUCGUCUGCGAGGAGGCACGAGACCUGGCCAAGCACUACGAGUGCAGCGUCUGUUUGAACCUGGUGGAGGACCCGCUGCAGACGGCCUGCUGCAGUUCGAUUUUCUGCACAAGCUGCAUUGAACACCCUUCGGUCAGAUCCUGCCCAACCUGUCGCGUUCCCUUCGGUCGCGGCACGGAAGCAACCGCCACCAGAGGGAGUCCUCUCAAAAAAUCCAACAUCCACGCCCUACGCAUGAUCAACAAAAUCAACGUAUUGACUUGCAUAAGUCGUUUUUGUGCUAGAGUUCGCUCCUUCUCCGCAUUGAGUGAUAAUCUCGGAAAUUUCAAAAGUUCUCUGCGUCGUUCUGCUUGCGACAUCUGGAUGACUGCAGCGUGAUGUUUAUUGCCUACGAGUUAAAUGUUGUAAUUAAAAUUAUACGGAACGGAAGCGAUCGAAUAUGAAAAAAUAAUAUUCAAAUCAGGUUUAUUGCCCGUGGAGUAUGCGCCACCGGCAAACGGCGUCGAGCGGCGGGUCCUAUCCUGUGCAAACAUACCUUCUUGUGAUUGAAGACAAAGCGCCUCACUACAUGGCUGUGCUGCAUCACAUGAAAAUUGUCCGGCUCAACUUUGGCAUCGAAGAAAAAUCUCUUGCGGCACCACUAGCUGCGACUGCUCUUGGACAGGCCUAUCCACUGCAAAUAUGUCUUGGUCUGGAAACUUGUCAUGCUGAGUUGUGAAUCAAUACGUACCAAUAGCAAAUGGAAUGCUCUGAAAUGCACAGCCAAGUACGGCUCAGUGUUUCGCUUUCCGCAUGACAAGCUGCGUUUUUGCAUGACACGCAGAAGCACACGGAUCUUGACGUCUUGGACGCGCAUGACAGACUCUUCACUCAUACCUCAAGACAAGCAUGACAAACCUUGCGUCCUUCCAGACCCAGACAUUAUAUUUGCAAUGCAUAAGAUCGACUUUGUGCUUGUGAUGACAUUACCUCCUGCUCGUAUGUGAUUUUUUCAUUAGUGAAACGCCCGUUGCAGUACAAGUCUCGGGCCUCACUCCUUAAGGGACAUGAGGCCAAUGCUGAGUUUUGAACGACUAGGGGGAUAGAUUGCAGUUGCUUUUUUACGAACAAUCACAACGGGUGUGUUUGCACGGGGAUACCUUUUCCUCCCUGUCCUCCACCGUAGUCUCGACGAACGGAAGCUCCUCUAGUACCUCAGCGUCGAGCAGUCCCGAGGACGAAGAAUGGUGCCAAUGGAAGGGCGAGUACGGGGAUUUGAUGGGAAAGCAUCUGGCUAACUGCCAGUUUGCUAAGGUCACCUGUGAAUAUGCAUUGCAAAAGUAUCGUACUCGUAUAAAUUAUUUAAAUGCAUCACAAAUUUCCUCAUCAUGAGAAAUGAAAUUUGUAUUACGGAUUUAGGUUUAGCUUAAGAACAGUGUAAUGCAUGAUUGCAAAAAUACGAGUGCGAUACUUUUGCACAGCAUAGUGAAUGCGGAUUGGCAAUCCGCAGAAAAGACCGAAACGCACACAAGCUGAUCUGCCCGAGUAUGGUGCUCUCAAACGUUACAUGGAUCAGUGUUAUAUGUUGAUUCGCCAUGCAAAAUCAAUUCUGUCCGGUAAAAACAAGUAUCCUCCAGGAGCACACUUCUCACACGACCAAACUACUGGCUUCGCAUGACAACGACAAGUGGUGUAUGCCUAUGAGAUCCCUCGCAGAUAAGUUGUAGCUCACGACGCGCAGUUUCACUUUUGAUGAUGUAAUUCUUGCAUCACACACAAACAAAGCCACAGGAUGAAACAGCGAUCAGUGUAAGGUUUGAGUACCCCAUAGCGAGCUUGUUGGUCGCGUGCAAGAUCUGUGGGUUGAAGGUCAAGCCUGCAGAUCUGGCAGUCCACGACGCGGCGGCCGCGGUGCAGCACGUCGCGAUCCUGCAGAAGCAGAUGAUGGAGCGCGGGUUGCUGGCUGCACGGCGUGACCAGGUAUCAUCACAGCUCAGUGGUGUGGACUUAAAGCUCGACGCAUAUGAGAGUGCACGAGAAUCCCUUCUCCACCAUUUCUUUGGAAUACAAAAUUGAAAUUUCAUCCUGUUCCCCUCCCUGUUCGCUUUCACACGACCUCUAAUCAUAUCAAGUUGCAGAACCGAGGUGCUUUUGAGAUCAACGUCAAUUACGCAGGCCUUCUUUGUGCUGCUGGUUCUUCAUCUACUGGCAUUUUUCAAAUGAGAAAUUGUAGAGGGGGGGUCCUCGUUUCCAACUCUCAUAUCGAGCACCGGGCAGCCGCGAAUAGCGACGCGAAUAGGAAGCACGAAGACCUGAAGGGGACCGUGAGCUCCUCCGCAGCAUAUCUUGUGUAGAGGUACACCACACCAGCAGCUGGUCUGUACUAAAAUUGCAUCACUGCCAAUCAUGCGUAGCGAAAAGGAGACCACCUUUAUCCGGAAUUGUGUUUUUUAUUUUUCCGCAUGAGCAUUUGCAUAAGUACUUGAGAGUUUGGUGCGCACGAUGAAAUAAAAAGAAUAAGAAAAGCUUGCUGUUGUAUAUACCCAUACUAGGCACAGCUGUGUGGUGGUAUACUUUUCGACCGGAUAAAUGAAACCACUACGAGUUCGCGGUCGAGUCGCGCAAUACGAUUGUCGGUCUCCUGGUUCUCGCGAAUAUGUUGUGUGAGGAUGUUCCCCUUCCCCAGUAACUCCUUCGCUCUUUCCAGUUUCUGUUUGUAGUCUAAGACAAAAAUCCUCACAAUUCCGGUAGUCGAAGGUAUGUCGGAAUCAGUUGAGACGGCACGAUUUCGGGUUCUGAGCCCGCAUUACCUUGCUUCUCAACCGACGGAGGUCAACAAGUUGUAGAAUAAUGCUGACUUUUUGAAGUAUGAUUAUGAAGCGCAUGCUCGUCUCAUGUUCUUGAAGCAUCACAAAUGAAGGCGAAGGUCGAGGUCGGGAGGGGACUGUUGGAUGUGAUACCGCUCCUUCUGCAGAUGCUCAUCUUGGCGAAGCUGGGAAAGGACGAGGCAUUAUCGCAAUGAAAUAAAGGCUUCCAGCACACUCUCAAGCCAAAUCUUGUUGGGUCGCGAAAUGGAAAGCAUUUCGUUCCCCACUCAGACAGUCCACUACUUAGCAAUACUUGGCCUGUCUGGAUGACGGUAGAAUGAGAAUGAAAGAAUCUCGCAUGAUAGCGAAGAGGUCGGCUUCGACACGCGACGGCUUCGGCUUGCUCUUAGGAUCCCUUCGCCCUUGGCGAAGACAUCGAAAUUUGCAUGCGUGGCGUCGAUGUAAAGGCAAGAUUUACUUGAGCUACAGGUGGGAGCCGUUUUGCACGAAUCGGCUACGACCGCAACGACCACCACCGAGAGCAUAACGUGCGCUCCCCCGGCAGCUGUGAAGCGGGAGUGGUGCUGGUGUUCUUCUUUCUAGUUGUCGAUGAAGUUGCUUUUGCUCACUUGCAAAGGAACAACCUUUCAGGAAAGUAAACGCUUUACACAGCUUGUAGUUAAGAAAGGUGCGGCGUCGAUUCAAAAAUGUUGCUGACCCCUUCCAGCAGGGGGAAGUAUUGACUUCAGCACACAAGUACCCUCUGUAUAAUACGAACUUGUACAGAUUGGAAUCAAAUGAACUUCAGCUCGCGAUGACAGAACCGAAGUUGCAAAAUUUGUCUAGUGAAAAACAAAAAUACAGCAAGGAAUAAAGAUAAACCGACCUCACAGUAGUUGUACUUAACGGAUCUGGUUUGGAGAAAAAACGAAACUGUAUGCGAAAAUCAAGAAAUGAAAAUAAAGUUCUCAAGACUAGUAUUAGACUGUUUUUUCUUAGCUGCAAAUGACAUGUUUUUUUUACUAGUUUCGCUCUGCGUUAUUUAAAUUUUUAUUUUCAAACUACUCCAGUCCUUGUCCUCCGCGUAAAGCCGUCAAGCGUACAAGGAUGCUCAGCACUUUUGCAGCCAGACAAUGUAUCUCCUAGUCAACAGUACAUCUGGUCGACGAGCCAGCAAAUGUACCUGUGGACAGGAGCAAGUACAUCACGAGAAAAAAGUUGGGUUGCAGGCAGGGUUUUUGCUACACCAUCUGCAGCGAUUUGCUACGCUACAACCUGCGACUAUGUUCAGAAAGAUGGAAAGAACUUAUUAAAAAGCCCGACCGGUUGUGUAGUCGUUCUCGUUCUUCAUGGUCGCGAACAAUUUAACUUGAGAUGAAGCCGGCCUGAGGAUAAUGGAGUCAGUCCUUUUCUGAGAGAAAAAGAAAUUAUCCGAUGUGCGGUGGGUGAAGCGAUUUCACAUACAUAUGAGAGCGACCAAGACUUUUCUGAACCAACUACCGGGCGAGAGCUGCGCGUGCGCGAGGUGGC